CCAACCAGCUCAUAGAUUUUCAGUGGAAGCUGGGUAUGGCUGUGAGCUCAGACAGCUGCAGGUCACUUAAGUAUCCUUAUGUUGCAGUGAUACUCAAAGUGGCAGAUCCUUCAGGCCAAGUAAAGAACAAGUCCUUCGAAAUGACAAUUCCACAAUUUCAGAAUUUCUACAGACAGUUCAAGGAAAUUGCUGCAGUUAUUGAAACUGUGUGAAAACUGAUUACUUGGUUGAUGAAUUGCUACCAUCAUUCUAAAAUCAUGGACUUUACUUUCUGCAACAAAACUGCCUAAGGAUCAAAUGAUAUUUAUUGAAUGAAAAUUACACUUUUGGUUUUCCAUUUUUUUAAAUAAUAAAAAAGAAAAUCAGACAAA
Molecule: messenger RNA, 371 nt
Organism: Eubalaena glacialis (North Atlantic right whale)
Lineage: Eukaryota; Metazoa; Chordata; Mammalia; Artiodactyla; Balaenidae
Gene: COMMD6
Product: COMM domain containing 6
Exons: 3
Coding region: 36-212 (58 amino acids)
Molecular function (GO): NF-kappaB binding
Source: RefSeq, a predicted model, not a curated record